AUGGUGGAUUUCCCGGAAGGGUUGCGACGGCUCGCUGCUCUCCUGCUCAAGUGCUGCGAUCUCGACAUACCAAAUCGUCCCAAGGGCCUCGAGGAUCCUGAGCGUCUGGCAAGGGAAACAGUUUUUAGCGUAAAUGAGAUUGAGGCAUUGUAUGAGCUGUUCAAGAAGAUCAGCAGUGCUGUGGUUGAUGAUGGUGUGAUUAAUAAGGAAGAAUUCCAACUGGCGCUGUUUAAGACUAACAGGAAAGAUAGCAUGUUUGCUGACCGGGUGUUUGAUUUGUUCGACACAAAGCACAAUGGGAUUCUAGAAUUUGAAGAAUUUGUGCGAGCUCUUUCUGUAUUCCAUCCUAAUGCACCAGUUGAUGACAAAAUUGAUUUUGCUUUCAAACUCUAUGAUCUCAAACAACAAGGUUUCAUUGAAAAGCAAGAGGUGAAGCAAAUGGUGGUUGCCACACUUGCUGAAUCAGGAAUGAACCUUUCUGAUGAGGUUAUAGAGGGUAUUAUCGACAAGACAUUUGAGGAAGCAGAUACAAAGCACGAUGGUAAAAUCGACAAGGAGGAAUGGCGCAAUCUUGUCUUGAGGCAUCCAUCUUUGUUGAAGAAUAUGACACUCCCAUAUCUAAGGGAUAUUACCACAACAUUUCCAAGCUUUGUCUUCAACUCUCAGGUCGAGGAUGCUUGA
Molecule: messenger RNA, 681 nt
Organism: Triticum turgidum subsp. durum (durum wheat)
Lineage: Eukaryota; Viridiplantae; Streptophyta; Magnoliopsida; Poales; Poaceae
Source: the annotation of a GenBank genome assembly